UCACGGCUCGCGGCAGAGUGGCAGAUAAGCCAAGGCUCAAAGACACCCAGCUGGUGCCCGGGCUCCGUGGAGAUCUCUGGGCGGCCCUGCGGGCCUGGCUGCGAGCUCCUGCGAACAAUGAACUUGCAGCCACCGCUGCCCAAGUGAACACGGGGGCGCUGGGCUCUUCCUGCCGCACCCCCUUGUCAAGCCCGCGCCAGCAUGUCGGGAGCCCCCGAGGACAGCGUGGGGGCCCUCGGGCUGCCAGGGGUGGGCAAGGACUGCUUGACCACCAUGGACACAAAGCUGAACGUGCUCAGCGAGAAGGUUGACAGGCUGCUGCAUUUCCAGGCCGACGUCGCGGAGAAGCUGCAGUGCGUGUGCCAAGGCAUGGGCCACCUGGAGCAGGGCCUGCACCGGCUGGAGGCCUCCAGGGCCCCGGGCCCGGCCGGGGCCAGCCCCGCCCCCGCCCCGGCAGGGGACGCGCAGGCUGGGUGGCCGGAGGUCCUGGAGCUGGUGCGGGCCCUGCGGCAGGACGGGGCGCAGCACGGCGCCAGGCUCGACGCCCUGUUCAGGGUGGUGGUGGCCGUGGACAGGGCCGUAGCUCUGGUGGGGGCCGUGUUCCAGAACUCCAGGGUGGUGGACUUCAUCACGCGGGGGAGCGUGCCUUGGCGGAAAGGAGGCCUGACCGACGGCCCUGCGGAGAACAAGGAGAGAGAGGAAGAGAAAGGAGCCACACCGCAGCCCGUGCUGUGCACCAGGGGCGUGCAGGCGGAGCUCGGGGGGCCUCGGGGAGAGAGCCAGGAGGCUGACCCGCCGGAGGGCACAGCGGAGGGGCUGCCCCCCGCAGGCGCUUCAGGGAUGGGGCCUGCCGUCCUGGCCCAGCCGGAGGCCUUGCCGGGGCAGGGAGAUGGCGUGCCCGGCCCGGACCUCGAGGCCCCUGCACACCUGCCACCGUCCGGAGAGGCAGACGCCAAAGCUCCCGGGGCGGCUGGCCAGAGCCCCGGGACCGGCCUGGAACUGCCCGCGGCACCCAGCAGGGGCGGCGAGGCCCCUGCCGGCCAGGAGGCUGCCCCAGACACGGGACAAGGACCGUCGUCCGGUGACCCUGAUGCUCGGCCUGCAGAGGAGGGCAUGGAGCCGACUUUGGGGCUGCCAGCCGAUGCCACGGCCGCUCCGGGGGGUGAAGACGCGCACCCGAGGAUCCCCGUCCGUGCGCAGGACACGGGUACCCCUGCGGAGCUGCCGGUGACACAAGGGGGUGGCCCCGGACCCGCAUCCCCUGUGGAGGCCCCAGCGGCUGUCCAGCCAGGUGAGCAGGACCCACCUGAGCCCAGGUGCUGUCCCCAGGCUCCUGGGACCGAGUCGGAAAAACAGACCCCGAAAGGAGCCAGCGAGUGCCCCCCACCGCCUGUGCGGAGCAGCGACGGGGGGACGGAGGCUGAGGACCAGCAGGGGCCUGCGCCUGAACCAGCCACGGGACCGCAAGGGGACAGGAGGGACUCGGGCGCCGGGGCCCCGGGCCUGCAGCAGGACAAAGGCCCCGGAGCAGGGAGCCCUGAGCCCCAGAAGGCCUGCAGCCCUGGGGGCCUGGACAGAGCCGAGGCGGGAAGGACACCCCAGGGCGCCGAGGCCUGCAGCCUGGUUCUGGAUGACAGCCCGGCCCCGCCAGCCCCCUUCGAGCACCGGCUGGUGAGCGUCAAGGAGACGUCGGCGUCGGCGGGCUACACCGUGUGCCAGCACGAAGUCCUGGGGGGGGGCCGGUUCGGCCAGGUGCACAGGUGCACGGACAAGUCCACCGGCCUGCUGCUGGCGGCCAAGAUCAUCAAAGUGAAGAGCGCCAAGGAUCGGGAGGACGUGAAGAACGAGGUCGCCAUCAUGAACCAGCUGCGCCACGUCAACCUGAUCCAGCUCUACGACGCCUUCGAGGGCAAGAACAGCUUCACCCUGGUCAUGGAGUACGUGGACGGGGGCGAGCUCUUUGACCGGAUCACAGACGAGAAGUACCACCUGACCGAGCUGGACGUGAUCCUGUUCACCAAGCAGAUCUGCGAGGGCGUGCACUACCUGCAUCAGCACUACAUCCUGCACCUGGACCUCAAGCCCGAGAACAUCCUGUGUGUCAACCAGACGGGGCACCAGAUAAAGAUCAUUGACUUCGGGCUGGCCAGAAGGUACAAGCCUCGGGAGAAGCUGAAGGUGAACUUCGGCACUCCCGAGUUCCUGGCUCCGGAGGUGGUCAACUACGAGUUUGUCUCGUUCCCCACGGACAUGUGGAGUGUGGGCGUCAUCACCUACAUGCUGCUCAGCGGUCUGUCCCCGUUUCUAGGGGAAACCGACGCGGAGACCAUGAACUUCAUCGUGAACUGCAGCUGGGAUUUCGACGCUGACACCUUUGAGGGGCUGUCGGAAGACGCCAAGGACUUUGUGUCCCAGCUGCUGGUCAAAGAGAAGAGCUGCAGAAUGAGCGCCACCCAGUGCCUGAAACACCGGUGGCUGAGUGACCUGCCGGCGCGAGCGUCCAUGUCUAAAGUGGGCCUGAAAUCCCAGCUCCUGCUGCAGAAGUACAUGGCGCACCGCAAGUGGAAGAAACAUUUCAACGUGGUGACCGCAGCCAACAGGUUAAGGAAGUUCCCAUCCUGCUCCUAAGGCCCGACUCCGCUGCUCACCUGGGCCGGGAAGGCACCGAGACCAGCGGCGACGCGAGGGCUGGAGGUUUCAAACCAUCGGGCCUUUGGCUAAUACCGAUCCCACUUAUUUUGUAGAGAAGGCGACGGUGGUUGCCUUCCUUGUGGAAGAAAAGGGGGCUCUAAAGACAGUGCCUGGAGAGCUUUUUUCUGCCUUAGCAGGCCACUGAGCUUGAACUGCCUUGUUGCUCCCCAAGUGUAGGCGCUGGGGGGGUAGGAGCUGGGGGGGUAAGCGUGGGCGCGCUGUCCGUAGGUAGGGAAGCUUGUGUUUGCGCGGGCCGGGGCGGGGUUCUGAACAUGCCGACUCAGGAACGGGGCGUGUCGGUGGGUCAGCGGCAUCUCCCGUCGCCGCACCUGGAGCUCCUGCCAGUCCGAUUGGCUCGCGGGUGGGCGGACGUGACCCCGUGGGCCCCGCUCCCGGUGCAGCAGCGCGGACUCAGGGCAGUGGGCCCCCCGCUUGUUUGACCCUGGGCUCCCUCGUGGGAACCGAAACGUGCAAUGUUUAGUAGUCUUCCACGUUUCAGAAUGUGCAACCGUCCUAGCGAAACCGGAACAAGGGUCGUUUUGAAUGUGCUUUUAAAGUCUCCACCCACCCCCGGCCCCUCCCAAUUCCGCCCUGUCCGGCGCCCGCUGACGCCCCGCCCUCGGCCGUGAAUGGGGGUCCGGGGGGCCUGGGAACCGACGUGCAGUGUGGGAGAGAGGAGAACAGGGCAGACGGGCACCUUGCGGAGGGAGACGUUAGUGAGGGUGCGCACUGGCCGUGCAGCUGCCCUACCCAGCGCCGAACAAGGAGUCCUUCGCUGUUCGGACGCCAACAGUCCUUCUCAUGUCCUCACUUCUCACCCGACGAUCUGUUCCGUUCCCACCGCAGCCCCUCGGGGCAGCAGUUUUAGUCGGAGUAGUCACUUUGAGUUGUUAAUUAGCCAACAGUUUCUAAGCCUUUCAGGAUUUCUGUCCACAUAAGGACAGGUUUUGGGCAGGAGGCCUGGGUGUGGGGGUUCGUGCUGCCGUGGUAGCUCUCAAGUUGGCUGUCCUGGUCGGAACCGGGAUGAUCAGGGCCAGCAUGGUGGGCCUGCUGCAAGCCUGCGGCCCCGGGACCUGGGAAGAGGUGGCCUCGUCUGGAGACCGCCCUGUGCGGAGCCGAACAGGGGGUUGGUGGAAUGCUCGGUGGUGAAGCAGAGGCCACCUCUCUGCAGAAGGCUGAUUUGAGGGCACCUCGCAGAAGGCGCUGGUUACAGGGGGCGUCUUGUGAGUGGGUGAGUCUCAGCCUCUUUGCGAGUGAGGUCCUUGGGGAACGCUCCGGAUCGUCCCCAGAAACAUGGAGUGCGCCCCUCGGAUCCACAGCUGCACGGCGCGCAGGAAUGUGGUACGAGCCAUCUGCAUACCUGAGUAAUUUCUGAUAGCUCCUUCAGAAACGGAAACCUGGUGAAAUAAACUGGAGUAAUUUAUUUAACACAG
Molecule: messenger RNA, 4124 nt
Organism: Phyllostomus hastatus (greater spear-nosed bat)
Lineage: Eukaryota; Metazoa; Chordata; Mammalia; Chiroptera; Phyllostomidae
Gene: MYLK3
Product: myosin light chain kinase 3
Exons: 13
Coding region: 202-2628 (808 amino acids)
Biological process (GO): positive regulation of apoptotic process; intracellular signal transduction; protein phosphorylation
Cellular component (GO): cytoplasm; nucleus
Molecular function (GO): protein serine/threonine kinase activity; ATP binding
Source: RefSeq, a predicted model, not a curated record